Messenger RNA from Crotalus tigris (Tiger rattlesnake), 1024 nucleotides. RefSeq names its product PDZ domain containing 11 (gene PDZD11). Gene Ontology annotation, biological process: protein localization to basolateral plasma membrane; maintenance of epithelial cell apical/basal polarity; neurotransmitter secretion. Bases 299 to 733 code for a protein of 144 amino acids. Lineage: Eukaryota; Metazoa; Chordata; Lepidosauria; Squamata; Viperidae. Gene Ontology annotation, cellular component: cell-cell junction; basolateral plasma membrane; synapse. The transcript is spliced from 7 exons. Gene Ontology annotation, molecular function: protein binding. The record is from RefSeq and is a predicted model, not a curated record.
GGGCCCGUUGGGAUUGGCGGAAGAAGAAGAGGGAGGCGGGCCCUCCCGGAUUCCCUCAGACCAGCUGCUGAGGCCCGCGAGGAAAGGCCGCCAGGUCCCGGCGCUGAGCUGCGGGGAGGCCGGAGGAGGGCGAGGCCGCUUCGUGGCGGGCGUCGGCCCCGUCUCUGGAAGGCAGGGCCGAGAGAGCCGGCUCUUUCCGCGGAAGGAGAGCGACGGGGGUGGCCUGCGGAACUCCCGGAGACUUGAGGCUGAGCCAGGACCCGUUUGCUGAGCUUUCCUGUCCCUGGACUGUGCCAACAUGGAUAUGGGAGGCAGUAGCCGGAUCCCCUACGAUGAUUACCCUGUGGUCUUUCUCCCUCCUUAUGAGAAUCCUCCAACAUGGAUCCCCCCUCAUGAGAGGAUUUACCAUUCGGAUUACAACAACGAGUUAACCCAGUUCCUGCCUCGAACUAUCAUCCUGAAAAAGCCUUCGGGGGCUCAGCUGGGCUUUAACAUCCGAGGAGGGAAAGCUUCUCAGUUGGGUAUUUUCAUCUCAAAGGUGAUCCCGGAUUCUGACGCCCAUCGAGCCGGGCUGCAGGAGGGAGAUCAGGUCCUGGCCGUGAAUGACGUGGACUUCCAAGAUAUUGAGCACAGCAAGGCAGUAGAGAUCUUGAAAACCGCCCGCGAGAUCAUCAUGAGAGUCCGUUUCUUCCCUUACAAUUACCACAGGCAGAAGGAGAGGACGGUUCACUAGACGCUCCUUCCCGGGGGGUCACCUUGCCAGCGUCCAGCCGAUUCCCAUUUUUAACUUCUUUUUGUAAUCCCGUGCUUUUUUUUAUUAUUAUUAUUGCGAAGCACGUUCUUUUAUUCCAUUUUUAAGUCCCUCUGAAGACCCCAAAUAGGGUGGGUUUUUUGGGGGGGAGGAGGGGAAAGGGGCCAGAAAAGAGUUUUCCUUUCUGAUUUAGAUGCUUUGUGGAAUUUCUUCCGAGGGAGAGGAAACGGCCUCCUUUUCCAUUUUUCCUCCAUCCUGCGGACCAAAAGUUUG